ACGCAUGCGCUCGCCGUUUGUGAACGCUUCACGCCGGUUCCGCUCCCUUGCACGGUCGUCUGCGGGACAAGGUUCAGUUGUUUAGCGAACACGUUAUAAAGCGCACCCCUCUCUAGAAACUUUGCCAAUAUGCGAAUUGCUGACGUGAUUAUCAAGAAACGUGAUGGACAAGAUUUGACCGACGAAGAGAUCAAAUUCUUCAUCAAAGAGCUGGUGGAUGGGCGACUGGAAGGCUCCCAACUAGGAGCCAUGCUGAUGGCAUGGUAUUUAAAAGGAAUGAACGCAAGGGAACUCUCUACGCUCACUAACACUAUGACGUUUUCAGGCGAAACGCUGUCCUGGCCGGAAGAGUGGAAACCGGUGUUGGUUGACAAACACAGUACUGGUGGCGUGGGAGAUAAAAUUUCGUUGAUCCUGGCACCCGCUUUGGCUGCUUGCGGAUUAAAAGUUCCAAUGGUUUCGGGACGAGGACUUGGUUUUACGGGUGGUACGCUAGAUAAACUUGAAACCAUUCCAGGAUUUAAAGUUGAUUUAACCCUUGAACAAAUGCAACAAUGCCUGGCUGAUUCCGGUUGUUGCAUUUGCGGUCAGACGGCCAAACUGGUACCUGCAGAUCGGAUCAUGUACGCCACUAGAGACAUUACCGGAACCGUUGACAACGCCAACUUUGUCACAGCGUCCAUCAUUUCCAAAAAGGCGGCUGAAAAUGUCAGAGCUCUAGUUCUCGAUGUCAAAGUUGGGAGGGCUUCGUUCUCUCCUACACUUGCCGAUGCUCGCCAUCUAGCCAAAAAUCUUGUUGGUGCGGCAAGAGACCAAGGAAUGUCGACCACAGCUGUGUUGACAUCAAUGGAUCAUCCCUUAGGAAUGAUGGUAGGGAACUCGCUGGAAGUGAUUGAGGCCAUAUCGGGUCUGAAAGGAAACGGACCAGAAGAUCUCAACGAGUUGGUGGCUAUUCAAGGAGCACUACUGUUGCAUUCCACGGGCAAGGCGACUAAUAUCGCCCAGGGACGGGAUUUAAUUCUUGAAACCUUGAAGAACGGAGCAGCGCUGAACCGGUUCGAGAAAAUGUUGAUCAAUCAAAAUGUUCAGCCGGGCGUGGCUUACGAACUUUGCCAUGGAAAUGUUGAAUCUGUUUUACCCAAAGAAAAAUUUUCUUCUCCGCUAGUAACUGCAGCUUCUGGCUACGUCGCUGAUCUUGAUGCUCUUGCCAUCGCUCAAGUUUGCGGCGCACUCGGUGCCGCUCGGGCCAGAGCUUCCGAUGUGAUUCUGCCAGCAGUUGGAGUUCAACUCAAUGUCAAGGUGGGGCAGGCCGUCCAUGAGGGUCAAGUUUGGGGAGAACUGAAACACGAAUGCGAAAACGUACCAAAGAACCUAUGGGAUAAACUACAAGAUGCCAUAAGCAUAAGCCCCCAACAACAAACAACUCAAGUCAGCCGAAUUCUUGAAAUCAUACAAUGAACUAAGGGUUGAAUAAUACUCUUCAAACAGCA
Messenger RNA from Daphnia pulex (common water flea), 1490 nucleotides. Its product is annotated as thymidine phosphorylase-like. NCBI's taxonomy places the organism in Eukaryota, Metazoa, Arthropoda, Branchiopoda, Diplostraca, Daphniidae. The record is from RefSeq and is a predicted model, not a curated record. Gene Ontology annotation, molecular function: 1,4-alpha-oligoglucan phosphorylase activity; pyrimidine-nucleoside phosphorylase activity. Gene Ontology annotation, cellular component: cytosol. The coding region runs from base 130 to 1458 and encodes 442 amino acids. The transcript has 9 exons. Gene Ontology annotation, biological process: pyrimidine nucleoside metabolic process; pyrimidine nucleobase metabolic process.